Molecule: messenger RNA, 2488 nt
Organism: Dermatophagoides pteronyssinus (European house dust mite)
Lineage: Eukaryota; Metazoa; Arthropoda; Arachnida; Sarcoptiformes; Pyroglyphidae
Biological process (GO): negative regulation of protein kinase activity; protein dephosphorylation
Molecular function (GO): protein serine/threonine phosphatase activity; cation binding
Source: RefSeq, a predicted model, not a curated record
UGAUUAUCAAUGUGAAUUAAGAUUUAAAAAAUUGAAUCAAUCAUUAACGAAAACAUCAUCAACAUCAUCAUCGUUGCGGACAUUUUCAUCAAUGAUCAGUGGUGGUGGUAACAGUGGUGGUUAUGAUUAUGGUUAUGGCAAUAACAAUAGUAAUAUGAUUGCCGAUCCAACAACAGCAAAUGCCUUACAAACAUCAACAGUUGUAUUACGAAAGAAAAAAAAUAAAAAUAAAAAUUUAUCAUUCGAUGGUAUACAAUUAUCAAAUUAUCGUAUAAAAUUCAAUAAUGUUUAUGGUGAAAUAUUUGAUUGGAUCUAUCAUUUUUUAUGGUUAAAAAAUUGUCCAAUUGAAUUAGCCACCAUUGUUGCCAUUCAAAUAGCCACAAAAAUGAGUCAAGAUAUUUUAAAUGAAUUCAAUUUGAAUAAUAAUAAUUCAUUAAAUAUGAUGAAUAAUAUCAAUAAUAAUAAUAAUAAUAAUAAUAUCGAUACUAUCGAUACUAAACAUCAUAAUAAUCAUUUGGAUCAUCAUCAUCAAUCAAAUAUUAUGGAUACAACAACAUCAAGUUUUGAUGAUAUACAAAUGGAUAAAUCACCAGCAUUAUCAUCAUUAUCAUCACCAUUGAAUAUCAGUUCCGCAACAACCAUUAUGGCUGAUAAUUAUAAUGAAUCACCAACAACAACAACAUCGACGAUUGAUGGUACAAUGAUGAUGAUGAUGGAACGAUCUUCAUUACCAAGUGCACUUUGUUCACAUGAUUUGGCUAAACAAUCACGUGAACUUGUUGAUGAUUGUCUACAACAAUUUGGUAAUAAUCCUGAUCAUGCUAUUUCAAUGGUCAAUGAUUAUUUGGAUAAUAAUGAUAAUCAUUGUAAAUCAUUGGAAAAUUCGACAACAAACAGCAGUAAUAGUGAUGAUGAUAAUUCAAAAUCAUCAUCAUUAUCAACAUUUAAAACAUCUGUUUCGGCUAUUAAAAAUCGACGACAAUCUAUGGAAGAUCGACAUAUUAUUAUACAGAAUUUAAAUAAAGCAUUAGGUUUGGAUUUACCAAAAACAUAUAGCUAUUAUGCAAUAUUUGAUGGUCAUGCUGGUAUUGAUGCAGCUAGUUAUUCAACAGCACAUUUACAUCAUUAUCUGGUUGAAAGUGAAGCAUUUCGUAAUGGACAAAUGGAAGAUGCAUUUCGACAAGCAUUCCAUAAAACUGAUGAAUUAUAUACAAAACGUUUACGUGAAGAUGGUAUUGAUAAAUUAAAACCAAGUGGUACAACAGCAAUUUGUGCAUUAAUUGAAGAUAAUAAAAAUGUUUAUCUUGCAUGGGCUGGUGAUUCACAGGCUGUAUUAGUACGUAAUGGUUGUCAUGAAGAAAUAAUGUUACCACAUAAACCUGAUAUGGAAAGUGAAAGGAUUCGUAUACAAGAUCAAGGUGGUUUAGUUAUCUAUAUGGAUACAUGGCGUGUAAAUGGUAUACUAUCAGUAACAAGAGCUAUUGGUGAUCCUGAACAUAAAUCAUUAAUAAUUGCUGAUCCAAGUUUUUCAACAUUUCAAAUUGAUUCAUCAUUAGAUUUUUUAGUACUUGGUUGUGAUGGUUUAUUUGAUCAUCUAAAUGGACAAGAUAUUACAUCAAAUGUAUUUGAAUAUCUUUGUAAAAAUGAAAAUAAUGAUCCAGAAUUAGUACAACAAGGUGUUUCAGCUUAUCUUGCUGAACAAGCUAUACAAGAAGGUUCUAGUGAUAAUAUUACAAGUAUUGUUAUAUUUUUUAAACCAUUUGAACAAUUAAUUGCAACUGGUUUAUAUCCAACAAAUCAAAUUGAAAGCAAUCAAGAAGAAGAAUCAAUGAUAAUUAAUGAUACCAAUGCUGCUGCACUUCCAACAACAAAUGGUGGUCAUUUUCCUUAUACGGAUUUUGCUGAAUUACCAAUUGGUAUUAAUUAUAAAUUAACAUCGAAUGAGAAUUUAUCUUCACCAACAACAACAAUCGAUUUGGAUGGUCAAAAUUAUCAAUCGCAAUCGAUUGUAUCGAAUAAUAAUACUAAUGAUAUUAUUGAAUCUUCUAUGGAAUUACCCGAAUCAGAAGAACAGCCAAUUGAAAAUAAUGAUGUUGAUAUCGAUGAUAAUAAUCUUGAACAUUGUCAAGAUGAAUUUGAUUUCGUGCGAACAACAACAACACCGACCGAAACAAUCAUCUUAAACGAUAAUAAUAAUCAAACAAAAUCAAUCGAUAUUGAUGAUAAUAAUUGUUUGAUGGUUGAUGAACAACAACAACAACCAGAACAAGAAGAUCAAAAAGAGCAGGAACAACAACAACAGUUAAAAGAAGAAUUAUCAUCAUCAUCGGCGGCAACGAUAAUGGAAAAGACAUUAUUAUCGGAUUAUAAUAAUGAUGAUAAUAAUAAUAGUGGUGGUGUAGGUGGUGGUAAAAUAUUAUCAUCCAUUAAUGAUGAUGAUAAUAAUGGUGAGAAUUUCGAUCAACAUUUCAAUCAUCAUAAUGAUGAU